UGACAUCAGGCCGCUGUUUCGGCGCGGGGGCGGCCGCGGGCUCCCGGCGCCUGCCCCGCUGCUGCGGGCGCUCCCGCACCGCUCCGCACCGCUCCGCUCCGCCGCGGCUCCCCCCCGAGCAUCGCCCCCACGUCCCCGCUGCGGCUCCCCGGGCAGCCGGGGGGGCUGGCGGGGCCGGCGGCGGGUUGCGGGGCCGGGGAUGCGGCGGCCCCGCCGAUGGUGAGCCGCCGCCGGGCCCCGCCGCACCAUGUCCCCGCCGGCCCCGAGAGGAUGUUCGAGGGCUGCCGGCGGGCGCGGAGCCUCUGGGGCGGCGUCAGGCUGGAGGUGGCCGGCGAGAGCAGCCCCGUGGUGCUGCACAGCUUCACGCAGCUCGACCCCGACCUGCCGCCGCUGGAGAGCUCCACACAGGAGAUCGGAGAAGAGCUGGAGGAUGGUGUGAUCUACAGCAUAUCCCUCCGGAAAGUGCAGCUCCACCACACGGCCAACAAAGGGCAGCGCUGGCUGGGGUUUGAGAAUGAGUCAGCCUUAAACCUCUACGAGACGUGCAAGGUGCGGACGAUAAAAGCCGGGACCUUGGAGAAGCUGGUGGAGUACCUGGUCUCAGCCUUCAAGGGCAAUGACUCCACCUAUGUCACCAUCUUCCUGUGCACCUACCGGGCCUUCGCCACCACCAAGCAAGUGCUGGACCUGCUGCUUAACAGGUAUGGCAAACUCCACGUGCAGGCAAACGGGGACCACGCCAGGCACACUGUGGACGAGAGGAUGGAGCUGAAGAACACCAUCUCCUCCAUCCUGGGGGCCUGGCUGGACCAGUACUCGGAGGAUUUCCGCAAGCCCCCCGACUUUGCCUGCCUCAAGCAGCUCAUCUCCUACGUGCGCCACAACAUCCCCGGCUCCGACCUGGAGCGCCGAGCCCGCAUCCUGCUGGCCCAGUUCCAGCAGCAAGAGCAGAGCGAGGCCGAGGCUGAAGCUGUGGACCACGGCAGCUGCACCUUCCAGCUGGUGGAAGAGAACGGGGUUGGGGAUGGGAAGCCAGAUUUCCUCUCCUUCUCCCCAGAGAUGGUGGCAGAACAGUUCACACUGAUGGAUGCUGAGCUGUUCAAGAAAGUGGUGCCUUACCACUGCCUGGGCUGUAUCUGGUCCCAGAGGGACAAGAAGGGCAAAGAGCACCUGGCCCCCACCAUCCGUGCCACAGUCUCCCAGUUCAACAGUGUGGCCAACUGUGUCAUCGCCACUUGUCUCGGGGACAGGUCCCUGAAGCCGCAGCAGAGGGCCAAGGUGGUGGAGCGGUGGAUCGAAGUGGCUCGGGAGUGCCGCAUCCUGAAGAACUUCUCCUCGCUCCGAGCCAUCCUCUCGGCCCUGCAGUGCAACGCCGUGCACCGGCUGAAGAAGACCUGGGACGAGGUCCUGCGGGAGAGCUUCCGCACGUUCCAUGAGCUCUCAGAGAUCUUCUCCGACGAGAACAACCACUCGCUGAGCCGGGAGCUUCUCAUCAAGGAGGGCACAUCCAAAUUUGCCACCUUGGAGAUCAACCCAAAGAGGGCUCAGAAGCGGCAGCAGCAGCAGCGAGAGAUGGGCGUGAUGCAGGGCACCAUUCCCUACCUUGGCACCUUCCUGACGGACCUGGUGAUGCUGGACACGGCCAUGAAGGAUUUCCUGGAUGGUGGGCUGAUCAACUUUGAGAAGAGAAGGAAGGAGUUCGAAGUCAUUGCGCAGAUCAAGCUGCUCCAGUCAGCCUGCAACAACUACAGCUUCACCCAGGAGGACCAGUUCGUGGAGUGGUUCCACAGCCUGGAGCGGCUCAGUGAGGCCGAGAGCUAUGGGCUGUCGUGUGAGAUUGAGCCACUGUCAGAGUCAGCCAGCAACACGUUGAAGGCCAAGAAAAACACGGGCAUCAUCAAGAGAUGGAGCGACCGGCAGCCACCGAGCACCGAGCCCUGUGCCAGCGGCAGCUCCCACUCGAAAUCCUUCGACCAGCUCAAGUGUGGGCAGUACCUGUGCAGUGGGGACGCCACUGACUCGGUGAGCGUCACCUCGGCCGGCUCCAGCAGCUCCGACGUCGAGGAGAUCAACAUCAGCUUCAUCCCCGAGUCCCCCGACUGCCAGGAGAAGAAGGUCAGUGAGAUCCCUCUGGCCUCCCUCCCCCAGCGCUGGUACGCCCCGUCUGUGGCCGAUGGAGAAGCUAAACCCACUGUGUCCUCCGCAUCCCCUCUCCUCCCUGCCCUCCAGUUCUGGGAAUCCACCUCCCUCUCUUCCCUGGACACGUCAGGCAUCGGCUCAGGCUCCAGCAGUGCCUCCUCCUCUUCCGUCUCCUCCACGCCGGUGACGGCCUCCCGCACACACAAGCGCUCGGUCUCCGGCAUCUCCAGCUACUCCUCACUCUCGCUGCCCCUCUACAACCAGCAGGUCGACGACUGCUGCAUCAUCCGAGUCAGCCUGGCUGUGGACAACGGCAACAUGUACAAGAGCAUCCUGGUGACGAGCCAGGACAAGACCCCCGUGGUUAUUCGCAAGGCCAUGGCCAAACACAACCUGGAUGGGGACCGGCCUGAAGACUAUGAGCUUGUCCAGAUCAUCUCGGAGGAGAGAGAGCUGAAGAUCCCCGACAACGCCAAUGUCUUCUACGCCAUGAACUCCGCUGCCAACUAUGACUUUGUGCUCAAGAAGCGGGGCUUCUCCAAGGGGGUGAAGAUCAAGCACGGCUCCAGCUCCACCCUGCCCAGGAUGAAGCAGAAAGGCCUGAAGAUCGCCAAGGGCAUCUUCUAGCCUCAGCCCCACUGCCACCCAUCACCGACGGGGCCUUGGGGGCAGCUGCUCCGGGCUUGGCUGUGGCCGGUCCUUGUGCUGCCCUGCAGGGCAGAGGAGUGACCCUCAGCCACGGGCGACGGCCGUGCACCUCCCUUCCGCACCCAGAGCUCAGAGUUUGGCAACUGGUGUCAGUCUCCGCCUCUCUCUGCGCAAGCCCCCGUUCCAAUCAGGUCUUUUUUUCUACACAGGAAGGCAGCAGUGGGGGGGAUUUGUCUAUUUUUUGUUUUGUUUUGCUUUUUUAACCUUCCACGGUGCGACACUCGGCCAGCCCGGCCAGCCCAGAGCUGGAGCCCGCCUCUGCCGUAGGUGCCUUGUGUCUGAGCGAGCCGAGGAGCAGUGACUUGCAGAGGGGCUGUGUGACAGAGCAGAGCAGGAGCCACCAUCACCCUGGAAGGGGCUGCCAAGCCUCCUUCCCAGCUUUCCCAGUGUUACCUCCACGUCUGUCCUCCCUGCCACCACCACAGAGCUCUGCCUGUCCUUCCCUUGGGAGAAGCCACAGGUGCCCUGGGCUGGGAGGUGAGCUGGAAGGAUGCAGCCCUGUACCAGUGCUGAGCCCUGUGGCUGUGCCAUGAUGGAGUGGAUGCCUCGUGCUCUCCCCAGCUGGAAGCCUGCGUGGUCUCGCUCCUCUCCCGAUCCAGCACAUCCUCCAGCUGGACUGGGCCAGUUCAAACUUGCACCAAAGAUCAAAUGCCAGUGUCUCUUCUGCCAAGGGGGAGCUUCAGGCCAUGCCCCCAGCGUUGCCAGCCUGAGGAGGAGGAGAGCAAAGUUCUGUUUGAAACUGUGUAAAUAGAGACUUUGGGUCUGUGUGGGCACACGAGGGGCCGGAGAGCUCAGGGUGCUCCAGGUGCCCCAGCUGCCACUGCCUGACCCACAGAAAGUGCCACUCACCUUGGGCUUUAACCGGACUUUUUCAAACACUGACUAUGGGAGAAGCAGCAAUGAGACUUUUUUUUUUUUUUUUUUGUAUAAAACAAAAAAGUUUACUGAUUUUUUUUUUUUUCAGUAUUUAUUGGUUGUAAAUAGAAGAAGCAAACUUGUACAUUUUACUAAUCCAGCCUCCCCCUGCCCUGCAGCCCAGUCCCUGUCCUGUGCCCCCCUGGUAUUUAAGGCUGCUGGGAGGGACGCUGGCAGCAGCAGCAGCAUUGCUCUGCUGUGCUCACGGGGUGCAGACCCUGCCAGCCCCCCCUCCCAAAUUCUCUACCACUAAUUGCUCGAGCAGGGGCAGACAUGCUUGUUUUAAUCAUUGUAAGAAACACUAACCAAAGGGGGACCUUUUGUUGCUCCUGCCUCCGUCUCUGUUUUUUAAGCGCGUCAUUCCAGCAGGUCUUUCCCGUUUCCCAUCCGUCAGAGUUCCCAGGUGGUUGCGGUGCCUUCCCCUGCUCCAGGACAGGGACCACACUCCAGGGGCUGGGGCUGCUGGGGAAGAGGCUGCUUGGGUGUGAGCGUGGCUGGCACGGAGCUCAUCCAGCCCCGUGGCCCCGCGGGCGGCGCUGCCCAUGAUGCACAUGAUGGGAGCUCUUGGCUCCCUGAUGCAGGGGCAGCCUCCUGCCUCCCCCCUGCCCAAAGCCCCUUCCCCUGGGCACCAGCACCCCUGGGAGGGUGUUCCCUCUGCUCCGUGCCUGCCCACCCUGGGACUGUCCCCUCCCCUCCCGCCGGUGCCACCGCGGGGACUGGCUGUACCGUAUGUAUUUUGUACCACUUCAAUGAAGGAGCACACUGCCCGGUGUGACUUGUACACAGCAAUGUAAUUAGUCUUUGCAAUAAAAUACUGAUGCUCAAA
Vidua macroura (Pin-tailed whydah) is the source of this 4588-nucleotide messenger RNA. RefSeq names its product ral guanine nucleotide dissociation stimulator (gene RALGDS). Gene Ontology annotation, molecular function: guanyl-nucleotide exchange factor activity. The record is from RefSeq and is a predicted model, not a curated record. The transcript has 18 exons. Bases 217 to 2766 code for a protein of 849 amino acids. Lineage: Eukaryota; Metazoa; Chordata; Aves; Passeriformes; Viduidae. Gene Ontology annotation, biological process: Ras protein signal transduction; positive regulation of GTPase activity. Gene Ontology annotation, cellular component: plasma membrane.